CCAGUGCGCCAGCGAGGUCCGAGGGUUCGAGAUUCCGGGGGGGUGAUAGAUCCAGGGCUCGGGGGGGUCCAAGCUUUGGUGGUCCCGGUGCUCGGAGAUCCCAGCAGAGCCCCAGCCGUCGCGGCACCCACCGACACCACCACCGGGCAUUCUUUCUUCCCUCUCCCCCCCCCUCCUCCCCUUCCCCUCCCCUUCCCAUCCUGCAUCCCCAGGCGAGCUCUAACCCCACCAUGAAAGCCAUCAGCCCGGUACGAUCCGUCCGGAGUUGCUACGAGGCCGUUUGCUGCCUCUCGGAGCAGAGUCUGGCCAUCGCCCGGGGGAGCAACAACAAGAGCCCGGCCUUGGAGGAACCCAUGAACUUACUCUACGAUAUGAACGAUUGCUAUUCCAAGUUGCGGGAACUGGUGCCGGGCAUCCCGCAAGGCAGCAAGGUGAGCCAGGUGGAGAUCCUCCAGCAUGUCAUCGACUACAUCUUCGACCUCCAGAUCGUGCUGGAGGAGGGGGCCAAGGGACGCGACCCCUCCUCCGAAGCCACCCUGCUCUCCCUUAAGGCGGCCGAGCUCGCCUCUGAACUCUGCUCCAAAGACGAGAGAAGUUUGUGUCACUAACGGCUCCUCCAUCAGCAAACAGGCAGUGAGUGUCGGUUCCUGGUUCGUUAUCAGCCGGAGGUAAAUAGCAGCUUCCUCCGUGGCGCCGGGCUGUCUGCGACCUACCGGCCCCGGCAUCGCCUCCCCCGGGCCCGGGCAGCGCAGGCGGGGAGCGGCUGGUCCCGACCCCCCCCCCGCUUCCUCCAUCCCUCCACCGCCAGCAUCCCGGCUUUAACAGGACUUUGGACCCGAACUUCAAGGAGAUAACUUUUAAUGAUAGACUGAUGAAGAGGCGGUUGUCUGUAUAUUUUUGGAUUAUAGCAGCGAGUCCUUUUUUUAAAGGUGUUUCGUGGGGUGGGGUGGGAGUGGGG
Harpia harpyja (harpy eagle) is the source of this 958-nucleotide messenger RNA. It is a transcript of the gene ID3, whose product is annotated as inhibitor of DNA binding 3. Gene Ontology annotation, cellular component: cytoplasm; nucleus. The coding region runs from base 231 to 608 and encodes 125 amino acids. The transcript has 3 exons. Lineage: Eukaryota; Metazoa; Chordata; Aves; Accipitriformes; Accipitridae. The record is from RefSeq and is a predicted model, not a curated record. Gene Ontology annotation, molecular function: protein dimerization activity; transcription regulator activity. Gene Ontology annotation, biological process: negative regulation of transcription by RNA polymerase II; circadian regulation of gene expression; cell differentiation.